ACAUUCAUGACAGGAGACAACUAUGAUAAUAUCAGAGAUGAAUAUCUUCCGUCUUUUCCACAAGAAAAUACCCACCCGUUCCAGGCCGGAGAUCGUACUGUGGUGAAACAACUGACGAGAAACAAGAAACAGCAGGAUUUCGCCUAUGGACCAGAAACUACGGUCGUAGCAGUAACCAGAACAGCAGUCCUCACUGAACAUAGCCCCACCUGGAUCCAUGCUUUCAUAGCGAAGCUGGUCGGAAAGGCCCAGGACCAGACCUAAGGGAAACAGGAAAGGAGGUACUAACGGGGGCAGAAAGCCCUGACCUUGAACAGGACAAUCAAAGAAAGGAGGUACUAACGGGGGCAGAAAGCCCUGACCUCGAACAGGACAAGGUGCUGUUUAUUAAAGGAGGUGAAGCAGGUGAUACAAAUCCUUGA
This is a messenger RNA of Staurois parvus, 422 nucleotides long. The record is from the annotation of a GenBank genome assembly. Lineage: Eukaryota; Metazoa; Chordata; Amphibia; Anura; Ranidae.